Elaeis guineensis (African oil palm) is the source of this 442-nucleotide messenger RNA. The record is from RefSeq and is a predicted model, not a curated record. NCBI's taxonomy places the organism in Eukaryota, Viridiplantae, Streptophyta, Magnoliopsida, Arecales, Arecaceae.
AAGUGUCUCACAGUUUGCUAGUUCUAUCACAACAUUUGGUACUUGGGUGCCAAAAAGUUGUCCUUCCCUUUUAACAUGCAUCCCCCUCCGUUGCCAGCAACCAUCCAAUCCGUCGUCUCUUCACUACCCUUUAGAAGAGCCAUGGAUUUUUCUUCCGAUCUUGUAUCUCUCUCCGCCACAACUGCCCUCGGGCUGCUCGUACUGUAUUGUGUCUGGAGAAUCUUCCAUAGAGGCAGCAACCAUAAGAAGAGAUACCCUCCGGUCGCUGGCACCGUCUUCCAUCAGUUCCUUAACUUCCGCCGGCUCCAUGACUACCACACCGAGCUUUCUCGCAAGCACAAGACCUUCAGGCUCCUUGCCCCUUUCCGCCAGCAGAUCUACACCUCGGAUCCAACGGUCAUUGAGUACAUCCUCAAGACCAACUUCCCAAACUAUGGCAAGG